AGGAAGAAGAAGCGCCAGAAGAGCGCAUGAUGGGAUAUGAGAGUCCUCCGGCGGCGCGCUGCCGCCAUGUCACCUAGGGAGAAACACUUAGCUAUUCUCUCUGCUUUAGGCGUAGUUAGUCUCGCUCUGUAUAGUAUUCCUACUUUUCUUUGCGCGACCUUAAUUCUUGUAGUGUGUUGUAUUGUGUGUUACUAUCACAGCGGAGAACCGCUUCCCGCCAGGUUAGGCCUCAAUCCGCGGGCUGGGGUGAAGGUCCCAGCCGUGCUCCGGCGCUGGUUGUGGGGUUGGGGAGUGACCGGCGUGUCAGUAGCCGCGCGGGGGAGAAGAAAGAGCGGCAGAAACAGAAACGAGCUCGCGGAGGCAGAGGGAAACUUCAGAGGAAGGGUUGUUGAAACUGGGGUUUAUCGGAGGGAAACAUUGGCAAGUGACUCGUUUCUUUUCAGCCCGCGGGAUUUUCUAAUGGGGAGUUACAUCGGGAAACCCGAAAGUCCAACCGCCGACUCCGGGAGGCCGAGAUCAGGUAGAAACCCCCGAGAGCAGCUGCGGGAAAAGCUGUCCAGACCCAACCAUGCUGUCUACACCCCAAACAGGAGGCUGUCGUUUGCUGGGGAACCGCCGGGCACAGUGGGCAGGUUCCACAUCACCCCCCAGCGUCACUAUCCCUUGCAACAGCCGGGUCUAUCAUCAGUGGGAGUCCUACCUCCUGUCAAGUGGGAUGGCUUCAUGAAGAAAAACAUCCGUAGCCCUCGUAACUCCUCGGCCGUCCUCAGCCCCGUCACUGUGAAGAUCGCCAGGCCAGACUACCACAGCUCCCCUGGUUUGGACCAUCUGACUUGUGCAGGGCUUCCUAGACCCCCUGUGGACCCCUGCUCCAGAGAAAGUGUCCUCAAGGUGUUGAAGGAUAGUCGCAAGCGAGAAGUUGAAGAUGAGGACAGAAGCUUUGCAUCUGAGCAGAAAAGCAAAAGAAGGCGCAACGACAGCGGCGGAAGUGCACACUCUGCUUUUGAACCUCUUUUGCCCAAUGGAAUGCCAUUACAGCUGGUCCCUAAGCCAGGAAACCUGAAAAGAGGUAUGGCUUUACUGGCGGAGGAUUCUAUUAUGAAGAGGUCUCGCACCUCUUCAAUCAGCUCUGGCAGUGGGGUCCAUGCCCCAAGAGGAACCCCAGGCACCAUGAGAAACCCAAUCCAGAGCUCUUACAGCUCUUCACUCGGCCUCAGCCAGUGGAAGAAGCGGUCAGCACCCAGCUCCCCUCUGUCCAGCCCUGGAUCAUCUCGCUCUCAGACUCCAGAGGGAGCCUCCAAAAGAGCCAGAGAGGACGACGGGCAGUCUCCCAGCACAGCAUCCUCAGUGAGGUCAGACCAGACAGCCUCCGACAAGGCACCUGUGACUUGUUUUGCAGCUAAACUGACUCCAGUCCCCAAGGUCCCGGUCACUACCUCAACAGACUCCACUGGUAGUGGUGGGAAGCGUAAACGGAAGAUCCAGCUGGUGUCCAGCCACCGGGACGAUCACAUCUCUCUGCCUCCACCUCCAGAGCUGGGCUACUCCAUCACUGUGAAAGACCUGGAUGAAGAGAAAAAGGCUGCCCUCAGCAAGAUCCAGAAGGUCCUGGAGACACCAGCUCCAGAGCCGGAGAAGUCUGUCUCUCCCUUAGCCACCACUUCCACCAAGCCUUCCUCCUCAACCAGCUCCUCCACCACCACCCUGAGCAGCCUUCUGGCAGCUCCUCUGCCAACAGCCUCCAGCUCUGCCAUCCCAGUCAUCAACCUGGAUCCCAGCCCCGGCAGCAGUGUCGGCACAGCACCUGCAGCCUCCAACCCACUGCUGGAAGCUCUGAAAAUGAAAAUCAGCAUUCCUGCUAGCUCCACAUCAGGUGCCAACACAACUACAGUGUCUGCAUCAACCACACCGGUACAACCCAGCAGCCUAACCCUGAAGGUUUCGACUUCAGUGGUUGCCCCACAGCUCCCUCCUGCCUCCCAGUCUCAGUCCUCGUCUGCUGGUGUUGAGCAGCCCUCUGCCUUUACUCAGGUUCUGGGUCAGCUCUCCAAGGCGUCCAGCAGCAAUCCACCUGCAGCAGGAACAAGCAUGUUUGGACUGUCAAGCCAGAUGAGUACCCCCACUGCUUCUUCAGCCUCUAAUCCCGUCACUGCUACUGCAACUGCCCCAGCCAGCAGCUCAGGAUCCGUCAGUUACACCAACCCUCUGCUGGCUUCAGGGUUCAAGCCCAUUUUUUCUGUCAGCUCUACCACCUCCUCAGCUACGUUAGCCCCAGACAGCAGACCUCCUGCCCAAAAUUUCAAGCCCAUCUUUGGGGCUGCCACUGCCAGUGCUGGCUUUGGACCGCCUCCACCCUACACCACCUCUAACUCAGCUUCUACCAUAUGUUCAAGUAGUUCAUCCUCAAUGUUUGGAUCAACAAGUAGCACCACAGUUACACCAUCCGUCUUUCCUGGUAUGACCAACACCCUCACUGGCACAGCCUCCAUCACAAGCACACAGUCUGCAUCUCAGCCAGAUGUGAAAUCUCUCUUUGGAAACUGGUCAGCACCAUCCACAACCAAUACCAGCUCAGCCUCAGCGCAGGCCCCUAAUACAGGGAGCACCUUUCAGUUCGGAACUGGUACCACCACUACUGCAGCUGCAGUUGCUCCUGCUGCUGCGCCCGCUGCUGCUACCACCACCUCCAGCAACAGCACCUUUGCAUUUGGUGCUACACAGCCAGACCCUCAAGCAGCCAACCAGAAGGUAUUUGCCUUUGGCCAUGCAGCACCCAGCCAGAACACAACCACUGCUUCAUUUGGAGGCUUUGCCAUGGCCAACACAGCCUCCACUACUGCUGCCGCCACCACCCAGUCCACCUUUACCUUUGGAAAGUCAUCGUUUCAAACACCGGCAGCACAAUCAAACUUUGGCUCCUCAGUGGCAACGGCAGCCCCGUCAACUUUUGGCUCCUCAGUGGCAACGGCAGCCCCGUCAACUUUUGGCUCCUCCGCGGCAACGGCAGUGGCAUCAACUUUUGGCUCCUCUGUGGCAGCGGCGGCAACCUUUGGCUCCGCAGCGGCAGCGCAGUCAACCUUUGGCUCCUCAGCGGCAACGGCAGCGCAGUCAACCUUUGGCUCCUCAGCGGCAACCGCAGCGCAGUCACCCUUUGGCUCCUCAGCGGCCACCGCAGCGCAGUCAACUUUUGGCUCCUCCACGGCAGCGCAGUCAACCUUUGGCUCCUCCACGGCAGCGCAGUCAACCUUUGGCUCCUCCACGGCAGCGCAGUCAACCUUUGGCUCCUCAGCGGCAACGCAGUCAACCUUUGGCUCCUCAGCGGCAACGGCAAAACCGUUCACCUUCGGAGGCAGCGGAGCAUCAUCAUCCACACCUGCCUCUAACACCGCCCCACCCCCUUUCCCUUUUGGGUCAGCUGCUGUAACCACAGCAGCCGGUUUUGGGACCCCAGCUAAACCAGCAUUUGGAGCGAGCUCCACUGGUUUUGCUUUUGGUGGCACCUCUGGUCCCACAGCUGCACCCUCUGCUGCACCGAGCUUUGGUGCGGCCACACAGACUCAGAGCUCCUCCUCAGCCACUUUCGCGUUUGGCAGUGCAGCUCCUCAACAGGUUCCCUCUGGGCCUGCUCCGUCAGCACCCAGUGGAUUUAACUUUGGUGCUGGUAUACCAUGCCCCCAGUUUGGAACACCAGUUGCCAAUAAUCCUGCACCGCAGAUGGGAAGCUUCAACUUUGGGGCUGCUGCUACUGACAAACCAGCUUUCGGAACGUCUACCCCAUCCUUUGGCCAGAGUGCUGCUGCCGCUGGUCCACUUCCCUUUGGAAGUCCUGGAACUCCAGCCCAAGGCUUCAACGCUGUUCCUUUUGGGUCUCCGGCAACUCCCUCCUUCUCUAUUGGAGCUGGAUCAAAGCCAUCUGGAGCUCGCCAGAGGCUGCAGGCGCGGAGGCAACACACCAGGAAGAAGUAACCCGCUACUUGUGUCCAACACCACUUUCAGAGGACUUCAGCUGUUGCUGCUAUGGUUAAUCUGGCUAACCCCCCCCACCCCCAACCUGGCCGCCAAGCCCUCUGAUUCCUUCCCCUCCUCUAGUGGGUUGAGCUGGCCCAAAACAUUGUUUGCAGAGGAGUUAGAAAGAGCACACCAGCUUGCUGAGUUAAUGCUGUCUGGAUGACUACAUGACCUGGCGAGGGAAUGUAGCAGGGAGGAGACAGAAUCCAUAACAAUGUACUAUACUUGAAGAGAGAGAAGACAAUUGAAUAGUUUGAUUCCGAACAAAAGCAUAUCCAAAGUUCUCUUUUCCUUUACAGUAUGUAGACACUCGCAUCGGUUUGUCUUAAGGAGAAUGUUGAGCCCGGCAAAGACAUGGAGCCUUGGCUCAAACAUUUAUUUUUUUACGUGGAGCACUCGCUGGUUCGUAUGUUAGAGAAUAUUUGCGUACGUUAUCUGAAUAAGUCUGAAUAGGGUGACAUGCACAGUUGAUUCAGAUAAGGUACACAACUCUGCAGUGUAAAUGUAAAGUUAUGAUACGUUUGCAUUUUAAAUUAUUUUUUUAAUUGGCUCUCUGACCCUGUAAGUGAAUGACGUGUUUCUGCACUUAAAGGGUGACUUAGUAAAUGUCUUAAUGUAGUUAGUGCCGACCCUUGUGUUCUUGUUUCCUACUUUUUGUCAUUGCAAGCAUUCCCAGAGUCCUCCAUGGAUGGCCUUUUUUGAUUGUGAUUGCCAACACUGAUGUAAUUAGCAGGUCCGCAUCUGAUUAGGAUGACUACUCUUAACCAAAGCAAAUUCUUCAACUUCAUGCCUGUGAAAAGACUCUGUGUUUGUUUGUGCCAAACUACCUCUUUACUCCAGGCACUGAAUCCCUGUUACUUCACUGAAAAUAAAUCUGACAGGAUUGAUGAGAUAGAUUUAAGUUUUACCUUCACUGUUACUGUUGAUGCAGAUGUACCUUUAAUAAAUACAGCAAGUGUUUCAACAUCUGCAAAGCAACACAUUAUCACCACUUUUGAAUAUAUCACUGUUAAAAUAGAUUAUACCACAUUAACGUAACAUCAGACUUACUAAAAUUACAGUAUGUCAAAUUGGAAACCCUCAUCUGCUUGGGAAUUACAGAAAUUCUUAAACAACCAUUAGAGUAAACCAUUAAUGUCGGCACUCCACGUUAUUUUUAUCAAUGAUUUCUGUUCUCAGUAAUAAUCACCUCUUCUUCUUGUGAAAAGUACGCUGGAUAUGAUGCAAUUUUUGAUGGUUAAUUUUGAAUUAAUAAAACCGUUAUGGAUGUGGAUUUUCCAACAAGAACACAUUUUAACCCUUAAA
Molecule: messenger RNA, 5313 nt
Organism: Etheostoma cragini (Arkansas darter)
Lineage: Eukaryota; Metazoa; Chordata; Actinopteri; Perciformes; Percidae
Gene: pom121
Product: POM121 transmembrane nucleoporin
Exons: 13
Coding region: 37-3966 (1309 amino acids)
Biological process (GO): protein import into nucleus; RNA export from nucleus
Cellular component (GO): nuclear pore
Molecular function (GO): structural constituent of nuclear pore
Source: RefSeq, a predicted model, not a curated record